Callorhinchus milii (elephant shark) is the source of this 3217-nucleotide messenger RNA. RefSeq names its product NFKB repressing factor (gene nkrf). The coding region runs from base 20 to 2440 and encodes 806 amino acids. The transcript is spliced from 4 exons. Gene Ontology annotation, molecular function: nucleic acid binding. The record is from RefSeq and is a predicted model, not a curated record. Lineage: Eukaryota; Metazoa; Chordata; Chondrichthyes; Chimaeriformes; Callorhinchidae. Gene Ontology annotation, cellular component: nucleoplasm; nucleolus.
UGCUCGCCGGCCUGUAAAGAUGGCGGCGGCGGCGUCGUCGUCGUCGGCGGCGGACAUGGAGUGGUCGGCGAGGGACAAGCGGCAGGGCGCCGAGCCGGUGGAGCAGUACCGCAGCUUCUCGGAGAGCGACCGGCACUGGUGGCCUCGGCGGCAGUUCAUCCUCAGGCACAUGCAGGCCUACCCCGGCAGCAAGAUGGAGCAGCUCCUGGCCCUCUCCGUGGUCUGGACGAACCACAUCUUUCUGGGCUGUAGGUACAGCCCAGACCUUAUGGAAAAGGUCUUUCAGAUGGCAGAAGGCAUUGAUGUUGGUGACAUGGGAUCAUAUGAGUUGGUUCCUGGGACCACCACCAAUAAGAGAUCCAAGGGUGAAGACAAUGUGUUCAAAUUGAUGUCACGGGUUGAAUCUCAGCCCUGCUCCACUGUCCAUUCAACGCAUGACAUCGUCCACUGUAACAGUUCAGAUGUAGAGAGUGGUGCAACAUAUGUUGGCAAUAACACUUUAGGUGAAGAUCCAACUGCAAAACGGAAGCCCCCAUUAUUCCGUCCCAGAUUUCGUUUUGAGCCAGUUACAUUUGUCAGCAGCAGCAUCAAGGAGGAUGAAAUCCUGGAUAUAGACGAAACUGACCGUCCUCGACGCUGGGCAGAUAUGGACGAUGUUGUAUUACCUUCACAGAUCUCCAUUAAAGAGGAGAAGAACACAACAAAGGCAGAAUCUUCUCCAAUUUAUGAUGUGGACAAUUGUAACAAAAGUGUAAAUGGCCCACUGUUUUCUGCCACUCCUAAGAAUUCAUUUGAUUAUGACACUUUCUACAAAGGCGUCUUUGGAGGUGCAAAUGAGAGCAAAGGUAGCAAUUGCAUGAAAGGGUUAGGUUCCCUGAGCAGUUACAUGUCUAAAAUACAAGAAAACUAUUGUGCAAAGUAUGAAGCUUAUCAUUCCAAUCCAUCAGAGCGUUAUCCAACGAUGAAAGGACCAGAUUUUUCUAAACCUGCAGUUGGAAAUAAGCAAGGCUACAAGGGUCUGGGCUUCACUCAGACCAAAAAGUCAAAGGGUAGGAAGUCUUCCAAGAAAAGUGCCAGUAAGUCGGCAAAAUCAGGAUCCCUCACAUCUUUGUUAGACGAGUCUUCAACUGAUGGACUUUCUCCAUCUGCGAUAAAGAACAAACAGCACUUUUUUAACAUGCUCCAGAUAGCUGUUUCCAGGAAGCUUAGUACCAUUGGGGGCUUCAGUAACCAGUUGAAUCACAGUGAUGUACUAAGCAACUGCAUCCAGACGUGUAAAACAAAUCCUCAAUAUUUCUAUGUCUCGCUGAAGGAAAUUCCUCCAGCUGAUGUCCCAAGAAAUAAGAAAAUGUUAAGUGACGGCUAUGCCUGUGAGUUGAGGUGCCAGGGUGUUUACUUAUCUACAGGCUAUGCAGGCAGCAAAAUUGGAGCAAGAGAUAGGGCUUCUGAGCAAGCCUUAAAAUUGUUCUUUAAAGAUGUGGUAGUUGAGCUUAUGAAGCGCAAGUGUAAAACCAGUUACAUCGAUGACUUAGUAUUGUGCGAAAAGAACACAACUCGAAAUGACAUUCCUCCAGCUCUCAAAAAGCCCGAUGAAAAAAUGCCAAGCAAGGACCCGAGCAGUAAAACAAGUGAAUCCAAGCCGAGCCACCUGCAUACGAAGGAUUACAAAAAGCGACACUGGACUGAAUUUGUCAUUUUAGAGACUGCGAAAAAUGCUGUGUGCAUUCUUAACAAUUCUGCUCAAUUCAACAGAAUGGCGGUGGAUUACAAGUUUCAACAGACACCCAAUCAAGUUUGGCAGUGUCGUGUUUUUAUAGAAGAUCAUUUUAUUGCCGAGGCUUACGGAACCAAGAAGCUGGUGAAGCACACAGCAGCAGACAAGGCUCUGGACAUCCUGAGGCAAACCCAACCCAUUGUGAAAUCAAGCAAACCAGGAAACGCUGACGCAGCCAUCUCCAGAAGUGCAAUUCUCGGACGGUCAGCGGAGGAAGCUCUUAAACAAAAGAUCACAGAGGAUAACAUUGGCAAUCAGCUUUUACGGAAAAUGGGUUGGAAGGGGGGUGGCUUAGGUAAAGAAGGUGAGGGUAUUGCAGAACCAAUCAUGGUAAAAGAACAGUUUAGGAGGGAAGGCCUGGGUUUAGAGAUGGCCAAGGGUAAUUCUAAAUUAAAUAAGCGAGAUAUAGAAGACCUUAUCAGAAAUUACGCCCGCUCAGAUAGGCAGGAUGAGCUGACCUUCUCCAAGGAGCUGAACAACGACGAGAGGAUGCAGAUCCAUCAGAUAGCUGCCAAAUAUGGCCUCAAGAGUAAAUCCUAUGGAAAAGGAAGGGAGCGCUAUCUAGUUGUGAGCAGAAAAGUACGUGUUGAUGAUAUUAUGAACCAGCUUGUGCAGGAAGGACAGGUUGGCCGAUUUGAAUUGGUAGUGCCAGGCUGUUCAUAUUGAUGCAAAACGCCACCUAAUUUUUAUUUAUGUGCAGCUUUCUUCAAACUUUUGUCCAGUAAUCUGAAUUCAGUUUUCAGUUAUUGUAAAUGAUUUCUGAUUGCAAUAGAAGUUUAUUUACAGUUGUCAUGAGGUGAGGUAGCUGUUCAGAACAAGGCAUCACAAAUGGACUGGGUCUUAGUGUUCCUGCAUCACUUUUUCAUAGUCUAAGAAUAAUUGUUUGUUUGUGUUAUUUACAAAAAAGGUAAUAAACUAUGCCACUGUUGAAAUGACUAACCGCAAACUCUCUUAACGAUUUUAUGUUAUGUUUUAUCUCAGUUUAAAAGGAAGGGGAAUCACAUUAAAAUUAUGACGGUUGAUCUUAACAACUGCUAUUCAAUAUUGUUCAUUUCUUCAGAUUUGUUCUAUUGAAAUGCUGAGUCCCAAACUCCAAUCUAUUAUUUCUUUUUCAGAUUUUAGUUUUUUUAUUUUGUUUCAGAUCUAGGAUCUGCAUUUUUUCUUUAUUUCUACUUUCUAUUUCUCUUUAAGUUUGUCAUGUACCCCUUACACACUGUCUUCAAAAUCCUUUUAAAUACAGGUUCUUAUUAGAAAGCUGGAUGGCAAAUUAUUGUCCAAAAAUUAUUCAUAUUAACUAUUUUAUCUUUAGUUUCAGUGCUGCUACAGUGACUUCACCAUCCGGGGAAACUUUGCAAAUGAACAACCAGUUCUAUUUCCUGGUUCAGAUUCUUCCAUGGUGUAAUAUUUGAACAAUAAGGAAGUAUUAAAUUGUAGCUAGUUCAA